AAUUGCCUCACUUGUCGAGUUCUAAUUCUCUCAUCCCUUCCCCACGCGCGCGACCAUGCGUCUCAUCGGUCUCGUCGGCCUCAUUGGCCUCGCCAAUGCGGUCUGUCCUUACAUGACCGGCGAACUCCGUCGUCGCGACGACUCCGAUGCCUCAGAAGCCACCGAAGAAUUCCUCUCGCAGUACUACCUUAGUGACAACAACACCUACCUGACCUCCGACGUGGGCGGCCCCAUCGAGGACCAGAACAGUUUGAGUGCCGGGGAGCGUGGUCCCACCCUGCUCGAGGACUUUAUCUUCCGCCAGAAGAUCCAGCGCUUCGAUCAUGAGCGGGUCCCCGAACGUGCCGUGCACGCCCGUGGUGCCGGUGCUCACGGUGUCUUCAUCUCCUACGGUGACUUUUCCAACAUCACAGCCGCCUCUUUCCUAGCCAAGGAGGGCAAAGAAACCCCCAUGUUUGUGCGAUUCUCGACUGUCGCUGGGAGCCGUGGCAGCACCGAUCUGGCCCGGGAUGUACACGGUUUUGCGAGUCGUUUCUACACGGACGAGGGUAACUUUGACCUCGUCGGAAACAACAUCCCCGUGUUCUUCAUCCAGGAUGCGAUCCAAUUCCCCGAUCUGAUCCACGCGGUCAAGCCCAGUGGCGAUAACGAGAUCCCUCAAGCUGCCACCGCUCAUGAUUCGGCCUGGGACUUCUUCAGUCAGCAGCCCAGCGCCAUGCAUACUCUGUUCUGGGCCAUGGCCGGACACGGUAUCCCGCGCUCUUUCCGUCACGUUGAUGGCUUUGGUGUGCAUACCUACCGGCUCGUGACGGACAGCGGUGCGUCGAAGCUGGUUAAGUUCCAUUGGAAGUCGCUGCAGGGCAAGGCCAGCAUGGUCUGGGAGGAGGCUCAGCAGGUGUCUGGCAAGAAUGCGGACUUUAUGCGCCAGGAUCUGUGGGAGGCCAUUGAGGCGGAACGGUACCCUGAGUGGGAGCUCGGUGUGCAAAUCAUGAGCGAAGAAGACCAGCUGCGUUUCGGCUUCGACCUGCUUGAUCCCACCAAGAUCGUGCCCGAGGAGUACGUCCCCAUCACGAAGCUGGGCAAGAUGACCCUGAACCGCAACCCGCGCAACUACUUUGCGGAAACUGAGCAGGUCAUGUUCCAACCCGGCCACAUCGUCCGCGGCGUCGACUUCACGGACGACCCCCUCCUGCAAGGCCGUCUGUUCUCCUACCUAGAUACCCAGUUGAACCGCCACGGCGGCCCCAACUUCGAGCAGCUGCCCAUUAACCAGCCUCGAGUCCCCAUCCACAACAACAACCGCGACGGCGCUGGCCAAAUGUACAUCCCACUCAAUCCAAACGCCUACUCGCCCAACACCCUCAACUCUGCCUCCCCCAAACAAGCCAACCAAACCACAGGCAACGGCUUCUUCACCUCCCCCGGACGAACCACCUCCGGCCACCUCCUACGCAGCACCUCCCCCACCUUCCAAGACGUCUGGUCCCAACCCCGCCUCUUCUACAACUCCCUCGUCCCCGCGGAACAACAAUUCCUCAUCGACGCCAUCCGCUUCGAAACCAGCAACGUCAAAUCCCCCAUCGUCCGCCAAAACGUCAUCCUCCAACUCAACCGCAUCUCCAACGACCUAGCCCGUCGUGUCGCCCGCGCCAUCGACAUCCCCCUCCCCUCCCCAGACCCAACCUACUACCACAACAACAAAACCACCGACGUCGGCACCUUCGGAUCCAAACUCAAGAAACUCUCCGGCCUGAAACUCGGCUUCCUUGCCUCCGUCCAAACCCCCACCUCCAUCACCGCCGCAAAAACCCUCGCAUCUGACCUCACCAACGACGAAGUCGACGUGCUCGUCGUCGCGGAACGUCUCACCGACGGCGUCGACCAGACAUACUCCGCUUCCGACGCGAUUCAAUUCGACGCCGUGAUUAUCGCCCCCGGCGCGGAGGGCCUCUUCGCCUCUGGUUCUCUAACUGCACCCCAGCGCAGCGCGAACUCCACCGCCGUGAGCACAUUGUAUCCUGCUGGCCGACCGCUACAGAUCCUCGUCGAUGCAUUCCGGUUCGGAAAGACAGUCGGUGCAGUGGGUAGUGGGAAAGUCGCGUUACGGAAUGCCGGGAUCGAGAGUGAUCGAGAGGGCGUGGUCCUGGGACAGAGUGUCGAUGAGGAGUUCGUGGACGAGGUCAGGGAGGGAUUGAGAACGUUCAAGUUCUUGGAUCGGUUUGCGCUGGAUGAGAAUUGAUUGAGCUUCGGCUUUUUGCUUUGUGGUUUGCUGUUCAGGUGUGACAGCAGCGAAUGAUUACCGGGGUUGGUUGUCUUCUUGUACUUAUUAUUAUUAGCGAGCAUACAUAACUUACAUGACCUCGCUGGGCUGCAUCGGGCCGGUCUUGACUGACUGCUUUGGUGUGGCUAGUGGCGAGGAAUAAUCGAUUAUGAAUUCAAGAAUUAUGUAAUAUUGAUUAAU
Molecule: messenger RNA, 2461 nt
Organism: Aspergillus ibericus CBS 121593
Lineage: Eukaryota; Fungi; Ascomycota; Eurotiomycetes; Eurotiales; Aspergillaceae
Gene: cat1
Product: catalase catB
Exons: 6
Coding region: 56-2239 (727 amino acids)
Biological process (GO): hydrogen peroxide catabolic process; response to oxidative stress
Cellular component (GO): cytosol
Molecular function (GO): heme binding; catalase activity
Source: RefSeq, a predicted model, not a curated record